GGCUGUGGUCUGAGAGCGCGGCUGCUUUGAGGGCGCGGAAGCCGUACGGUGUGGGGACUAGGGCUGGCAAGAGGGUGGGAAAACCGGCGAGAGAGGAGGGCGGUGCCGGGGAAGGGCGGCGCGUGGCUGACUCAUCCCUCUGGAAGAUCAGACUGACAGACACAAACCCUUGCCGAACCCGCCCGCCCGCGCCGCUCCUCUUUGGUUGGGAGGCGCCCGCCCGCACCGCCCGCCCGCCUUCUCCGGGAGCGCUCUCCCGGCCCGGCCGCCUCAGAGAAAGUUUUUGUCGUCGGGAGGGACCGGAGGCGCCGCGAGCCUUUGGGAAGGGAAGGAGGACUGAAGAGGAGGCUCCAGCCGCGCGGGCCCGGCGAGUGCAUGGUUCCUGGCGCCCCGGCUGCCUGUCAGGAGGACAUCGGGGCGGGGUCGGGCUGAGCCCAGCUCCUUCUUCCCGCGGGCUCGCCAGAAAUCGCCCUGCCGGACUGCCGCGGGGCGUCCCCGCUCCUCAGCCCGCCAUGUCCCGGCUGCUGCCGCUGCUGAGGAGCCGGACCGCGCGCAGCCUGAGGCCGGGCCCGGCCGCCGCGCCCCGCCCGCCGUCCUGGUGCUGCUGCGGGCGGGGGCUGCUGGCGCUCGCGGCCCCGGGCGGCCCCCGGGAGCUGGGCACCCACCCCAAGAAGGAGCCCAUGGAGGCGCUGAACACGGCGCAGGGCGCGCGCGACUUCAUCUACAGCCUGCACUCCAGCGAGAGGAGCUGCCUGCUCAAGGAGCUGCACCGCUUCGAGUCCAUUGCCAUCGCCCAAGAAAAAUUGGAAGCUCUACCACCCACCCCAGGACAGCUGAGAUAUGUAUUCAUCCACAAUGCGAUUCCUUUCAUAGGGUUUGGCUUUUUGGAUAAUGCAAUUAUGAUUGUUGCAGGAACCCAUAUUGAGUUAUCUAUUGGAGUUAUUUUGGGAAUUUCAACUAUGGCAGCUGCUGCUUUGGGAAACCUUGUGUCAGAUUUAGCUGGUCUUGGACUUGCAGGCUAUGUUGAAGCUUUGGCUUCCAGGUUAGGUCUAUCAAUUCCUGAUCUCACACCAAAGCAAGUUGACAUGUGGCAAACACGUGUUAGUACACAUUUGGGCAAAGCUGUUGGGGUGACUAUUGGCUGCAUUCUAGGAAUGUUUCCUUUGAUUUUCUUUGGAGGAGGUGAAGAUGAUGAAAAACUGGAAAAGAAAAAUUAACUCUCUUAGGAUACCUAUAAAAAGAUGUAAACUAAUGUACCUCAAUUAUUAAAUAUGCUGUCACAACAUUUAGGAAUUAAGACAGUAACAGUGCAUAGAUAAUGGGAUCAACUAAUUCAGCAUGUAUUAUGGAAAACACUAACUUAUUGUGGCUUGGUUUUCUUAGGACAUCUUUUUUAAAAAACUUUUGUGUAAAUUGUUGAAAUGCUUUUUCAUCAAUGGCAGUCAACAUUUUACCUUUUCUUUUUCUUUCUUUAUACACCAAAAUAUCAUUUAAGUAUCAGUCAUUGAUGUGCUGUGCUGACUUGGGGUUUGCCUAUUUGUUACUUACCAUGUGUACAUGCAUGAAAGCAUUUUCUGUUGUUGUUCCCUUAUAGUUACAAUUCAACCUUAAGAUUUUUUCCAAAUUACUGAAGAUGUUUAACAUCAGUUAAAGAUUUUUUUUACUCUUUUUGGCAACAUCAAUUUUGUACUGUUUCACAGUAAACAUUUACAAUCAUAUAAUUUCAGUCAUUUAAAAAAAACUCUCACAUCUAUUCAGAAUGGACAGAGACUUUAAGUAUUUUAAGUACCUAUCACUCAUUUUAAUUUUCAGACCUUAUUGUCUCAAGAGCCGGAGAUUAAUCAGGAUGAACAAUUAUGUGGUCUCCCUACUACAUAAAACCAUAUAUGUUAACAAGUGUAUUAUUUUGAGUUGGUUUUUUUACCAAUUUAAUUUCUCAGUUUUGAAUAAUACAUAGUGAUUUCUGACUCCUAAGGGAAAGUCAUUAUUUUAGAGUAUUUUUAAUGGGGAUUGUGGAAUUAAGGUGUGAACACUUGGAAAAUUAAGAGGCAAAAAAAUUUUUUUUUCACAGAAGUAUAAAAUGGAAACUGUCAAGAAGGUUUAUGGUAUGAGUGGUGAAGUUGAGGUGAUAUUUGUAAGGUUAAUAAAAUACAAAUAAUACUGUUUGGGAAGGCUUUUCUCCCCCCCAAAUGUCUUCUCAUCUGAAUUGAAUGAGUUUGAGUACUCAUAAUUUUGACAUUGUUAUAACUUCUUUAGCGGAUUUUAUUUCUGGAUAACUUCUUUUGAGGUGAAAAAUAAAUAUUUUAUGUUUUGCUUUUUGGUAUAUAUAGCCUAGUGGUCAAAAGACAUAUGAGGAGAAAUUCUUUCUCCCUUUUUUGGUCCCUUUUCUUUUUUUGUGGUCUUUAAAUCAUAUUUUAGAUUGAAGUUACUUAUGUCCAGUCUUGUGUAUCUGAUUUAGGCAUAGAUAGGAUUCAUAUCUAUACUUGUGAAUCAUAAAUUUUAAUUUUAUGAACCCUUAAAGUUUGUUAGCAUGUGGUCUGUUACACAGGCUAAAAAAUUACUCUUAACUGUAAGAGUAGUUGAACACAUCAUGGGGGAGAAAAACAGAAAUUAAAGUUACUAUUUGGGCCGCUGAAAUUAUUAAUUUUGCUAAAUAGAUGCAAAAGAAGGGAAACUUAAAGAUGGCUCUAUUUACAGCUACCUUAUUUUUAAAGUUUUAUUUGCACAUAUUUACUUUGAGGUCUUAUUUUCAGAGGAGCUGUUUUUUCUCACAAGGCAAUUUGUCAUAAAUUCUCUUCUGUGUACUUCAAAAUGGUUUUAGUGGUGUCCUUUAAUCAUAGAAUAUAAAAAUAAAUAUAUAACAUUCUUAUUAUGUACAAAUACUAUGACAGUCUCAUUUGAUCAAAUUAGAAUUUUAAAACUUAACAUUUUAAAUAGAACUGUGGUUUGUAUCUUCCACAUAAUACCACAGACACACCAAAAUUUUUAUUUUAUUAUUUCAGAUGAUAGGAUUAGAGUGAUUAUUUUUUAAAAAAAAAUUUUUUUUUUUGGGUAAAUGUUUAAGUGCUUUUGUCCCUAACUGUAUUGCCAGUCCUUUCUGUUCUCUAAAAACAUAUUUUAUUGUGGUGCUUAAAUUUUCUUUUUAUUAAUUAAAUCCCAUAUCCAGAAACUUUGCCUGUGAGUUUAGAAAGGGCAUUUGAUGAGUGCUUUCAUUUUUUUUGCUCGUGAAAAUAACCCAGUCCUACAGAAUCUUUUUAGCUGAGCGUCUGUAGAAUUAUUUAAAAUGUCAAAAUAUGGAACAUAUAACCUUCAUAUUGAAAAGUAUUUUAACUUAUGGACACAAUAAAAAUUUGCAUCAUUCAGGUAAUUAGUUAAAAAAAAAAUGGAGCCCAUUUGUCCUUAAACUAAGGUACACAUUUUUUUCAAGAUCUUAUUCUAUACUAGUAUGGUGCUUUGCACAAAGUGACUUCUGAAAAAUGGUUCCCUUUAAGAUAAUGACUUCAUAUAACCAUUGUUUCAUAUUACUUGUCACGAGGAAUUUUAUUUCAGAUUGAAACUGGAAUUCUUAUUUCUCAUAUUAGCUGUUUCUUUUUUGGGAGCAACUAUAACUAUGGUUAAAUGCAACGUGAGCUGUGUCAGUACUCUUUGUUUGAAAUUCAUGUUGUCUGUGUAUUAUGAUUUAUUGACUUGUUUAUGCAUGUAAAUUGGGUGCAUUUUGUUGGCACUGUAUGUUAAGUGGUGACCAAUGUUUUUACAAAGGAAUUGAACAAAGAAAAAUACCUUUUAAGAAAUUUUGGAAUGUGGUUUUGAUUUUGAAAUUUGAUUUUCUUCCUAAUCUCAGAAAACCCUGGUUAUUCUGUAGCUUAAAAGAAAUAGGAUUAAUAAAUGCAGAUUUGUUACAGGGUUGUAGCAGUGACACUGAGACAGUAAAAUGGAACUAUUUACCAUUUCCCUGAAGUCCACACUUGAGAUACAACAUUACACAUUAUGAGAGAAGGAUGAUUCCCAUAUUGAGAUAAUUUGAUCUUUAAUAGGAUGUCAAAAAAGCUUUAGAUAGAGAGAUUGGCGAAAAUUACACUGAUGGGUAUUUAUUUACAGCAGAGAUACCCAAGCCUUCUAUGUAAUAACACCCCAUUUACUUUACUCCGUUUUUCCAGAAGGUGAAUUUUGAAGGUAAUGAAAGUUUUAUCUUUUACACCAAAAGUUCAGGUAAACCAUUUUGAAGUAAAUCUUCCUAAUUUUAGAAUUAUAUUUUCUUGCCAUCUUACGAGUGUAUUAAAUGUAAUAUAAUAUAAUCUUUUUCUUAGUGGCUAAGUGUCAUCUUUAUGGACAUUGUUAUUGUGCUGUAAUGCAGUACCUUGGGAAUCUGGUUUUUAUAGUUUUUCAUUUUCCUCCCAUUUUUUUGCUGCUGUCACUUCUGGCAAUUGCUCUCUCUCUCUUUAAUUUGCUGCUUCUUGGUUGUGUGGACUUAGAAGCUAGAUAGUCAGUCUUACCCAUAAAUUAUUUGGGAAAUAUUAGAAAAUAGUCUGUGGAGCCCGAGUGAGAUGAUGAUGUCAAUGAUGAUGAUGAUGGUAAAUACAAUGUUAGCUCCCUUUUAUUAAGUACUUAUUUGUUGCUAUGUACUGUAGUAUUUUACAUACAUAAUCACAUUUAAUCACUGUAAUAACAAUGUUAAGUUGGUGCUGUUAUCAUCCCUAUUUUGUAUCGGGUGAAUUGAGACGUGGAAAGGUUAGUUUGCCCAGGGUGUCACUAUUCAUAAGUGGAGUAGAGUCUGGUUUUGUCCAGGUGUGAAGUCUGUGUUCUGAACAACUUACUAUGCAGUUGGGACAUCAGUUGCAUGGACUCUGUAACGUCUGUUCUCUGUUCAGUUUCCUUUCUGCCUCUAUAUUUAUGGAGUUAUUUUCUCACUUGCAACUUAAGGGAAUUGUACUUAAAAUCUCCAAGUCCAUUGAACAAAUCUUGUGUUUUUGGUUGCAUAUUAUGUACUAGGAACUGUUCAAGGCUCUGAAUGAACAGCCAGAACAUCCGUAUUCUCAUGAAGGUUAUUCUGUGGGGGGCAUGAGUUGGGGAGGAGAAUAUAGGAAAGCAAAUGUACACUUAAAUAGUGGUGAUAAGUUCUGCAGAGAUAAAUGAAACAAGGGGGAUAGAAAGUACCGGUGGUCAUACGUGGGUGCUUAUUUUUAUACAGGGUGGUCAGGGAAGACCUGAAAGAAGUGAGAACAUACACAGCACAGAUAUCUGGGAAGAGAAGGUAUCACGCUACAUUCUAGGAGGUUGGUGUUAAGAAAAUCCCCACCAUAUGAAAUAUAUUUCAGUUUGGAAUGCAUUGUAAGAUUUUUUUUUUUUUACUGAAGUAUAGUUGAUUUACAAUGUUGUGUUAGUUUCAGGUGUACAGCACAGUGAUUCAGUUUUAUAUAUAUAUAUAUAUAUAUAUAUAUAAUUUUUUUUUCAGAUUCUCUUCCCUUAUAGCUUAUUAUAAAAUAUUGAGUAUAGUUCUCUGUGCUAUACAGUAGGUCCUUGUUGGUUAUCUAUUUUAUAUAUAGUAGUGUGUUUAUGUUAAUCCCAAACUCCUAAUUUAUCCCUCCCUGCCUCCUUUCCACUUUGGUAACCAUAAGUUUGUUUUCUAUGUCUGUGGGUCUGUUUGUUUUGUAUAUAAGUUCAUCUGUAUCUUUUUUUUAGAUUCCACAUAUAAGCCAUAUCAUAUGAUAUUUGUCUGGCUUACUUCACUUAGUAUGAUAAUCUCUAGGUGCAUCCAUAUUGCUGCAAAUGGCAUUAUUUCAUUCUUUUUUAUGGCUGAGUAAUAUUCCAUUGUAGAAAUAUACCACAUCUUCUUUAUUCAUUCGUCUGUUGAUAGACAGUUAGGUUGUUUCCAUGUCCUGGCUAUUGUAAACAGUGCUGCAAUGAACAUUGGGGUGCAUGUAUGUUUUCGAAUUAUGGUUUUCUCCGGAUAUAUGCCCAGGAGUGGGAUUGCAUGUAAGAAGUUUCCUUGUUUGUUUUGAUUAUUCAUGUUUUCUGCAUUAAGCCUAAAUAUUAAUAUUUAAAUAUUAAUAUUAAUGCCCUGCAUAUUUACUUACAGUAGUAAAUGGAAAUGACUCAGAAGCAUGGGGAAGCUAUCCUAGAAUUCAUAAAGUCAGUGGAUAACCAACCUAUCAGCAAGUAAUUUAGGGUUUGUUGUGUGCUCAUAAUGAAACCUUACUAACAGAUCACUUGUUUUUACCAAAGUAAUAAAUGUUAUUGACAUAUGGGUUGUAACACUGAAAUUAGUUUUUCUCCCCUGAGGUUUAGAAAUGAAGUAGUAAUUAAAGCAGGAACUUGUAACAUUUUAAUUUUGAAGCUUCAGAACUUUCAGGAUCUAUUGAUCUUAUACUGACAGCCGUAUGAAGCACAUGGUGUUUUGUAUUGGUAUUUAUAUGAAAUUUUAUGAUGUCAUACCUAGGUUAAUGCUAUUGAUAAGUUUAUGAAUGAAAGAAAUUUCAGCAAUUUUUUAUUGACUUUUAAAGAUUAAAAAGAUGGAGUAGGCAUAUGGUAGAUUAUAUAAUUUCUCCACAACUACAAGUCAAACCUUUGUUUAAAUGAGUAAAAUGUGAGAAUGGUGACUGAAGAGUUAAACUCAAAGGAACUACUUUCAGGGGGAGAUGGGGGGAACCCUCAAAAACUGUACAAUAAAGGAAUUUUCUGUGAGAACUGUGAAA
Messenger RNA from Balaenoptera ricei (Rice's whale), 6692 nucleotides. It is a transcript of the gene TMEM65, whose product is annotated as transmembrane protein 65. Gene Ontology annotation, biological process: cardiac ventricle development; regulation of cardiac conduction. The record is from RefSeq and is a predicted model, not a curated record. Bases 513 to 1217 code for a protein of 234 amino acids. The transcript is spliced from 7 exons. Lineage: Eukaryota; Metazoa; Chordata; Mammalia; Artiodactyla; Balaenopteridae. Gene Ontology annotation, cellular component: mitochondrion.